AUGGCGUAUUCCGCUGUUGCUCAACCUGGGCCUACUAUCCCCUCAUUCAUCAACAAACUCCCAUCUCUCGCGAUAUCUGAGAGCGAGGAUGACGCCAAUAUUCGCCAUAAAUAUCGCCCCUUUCUUCUCGACGAUGGCGCAUCUGACGACUGGGUCAAUAAGUUAGAGUUAACAACCGCCAUGGAGAUGGCAGCGCAGGAGCUGCGACAAUCAAACAACAGAUUGAAAGUGCUAGUGUUGUACGGCAGUCUUCGCCAAAGGUCUUAUUCGCGUCUCGUGGCAUUGGAAGCUAGCAGGAUUCUGUUCCGCCUAGGGUGCGAUGUCCGCGUGUUCAAUCCCGAGGGUUUACCAGUCAAAAAUGAUACCGACCACGACCAUCCAAAGGUGCAGGAACUUCGAGAGCUUAGCAAAUGGAGCGACGGACAUGUUUGGAUAUCGCCUGAACAGCAUGGCAACCUGACCGCCGUAUUCAAAAAUCAGAUCGACUGGAUUCCGUUAACCACAGGCAGUGUACGUCCCACACAGGGCCGAACGCUUGCUAUCGCGCAAGUAUGUGGCGGGUCGCAAUCGUUCAAUGCUGUCAAUUCCCUGCGGAUUCUCGGCAGGUGGAUGCGCAUGUUUACAAUUCCCAAUCAGUCAUCGAUCCCGAAGGCAUAUACGCAUUUCCCGGGUGAAGGUCAACCAGGAGACCAGAGGCUUCUACCUAGUGGUAACCGUGACCGGUUGGUUGAUUGUAUGGAGGAGUUCGUGAAAUAUACCAUUCUCGUGCGACCCCACCUGGAGCUUUUUGGUGAUCGGUUCAGCGAGCGGGAAGAGAAGCGGAUCAAGGAGAUGAAAGAACGGCCCAAUCAAGUAUAA
Messenger RNA from Aspergillus piperis CBS 112811, 858 nucleotides. Its product is annotated as arsenate resistance ArsH. Gene Ontology annotation, molecular function: oxidoreductase activity. Bases 1 to 858 code for a protein of 285 amino acids. The transcript has 2 exons. The record is from RefSeq and is a predicted model, not a curated record. Lineage: Eukaryota; Fungi; Ascomycota; Eurotiomycetes; Eurotiales; Aspergillaceae.